UGUUUCCUGUAAGUAGAGAAAGGAAUGCGGAUCGAGGUGGUGCAACAACAAGCCUCAAAGUUCACAGAACAGAUGACUUGCAUCCUCUUUUUGACUUCAGGUGUUUGAUGGAAAACUUUUUUCUUUGACCUCUGAAACAGUUUAGCUGAUUGUUGUCUGACCGGUCUGCCAUGUCAACACACACACACGUCAACACACACACACAGAUCCUGCUUAACACAUGGUCAGAUGUCACUGUGACUAGGGAUGGGACGAUGUAGGUGACGGGUGAUACGGGUGAUACGAGUGAUAUGAAAAAGGGGUCUUGCUCGCUUUUAUGGUAGAGGAGUGAAAAAUACAUUCUGUAAGAAAGAUCAUACUCUCACAAUGUUGCUAUUUUCUUUUUAUUUAUGCAAAAAAAAAGUUUUAGAACCAUUUUAAAGGUUUUAAGCCUAUUUGGAUAAUUAUCAGGAAGUCCCAUGCCUGACUAUGACACGUUUCACUAAAAGUACAUUUAAUAAGCUUUACUUUUAAGCGACAAACGAGCUGAAACAAACUCGUGUUUAAAUGAAGACUAUUGAAUUACGAGACGAUAUGAAGCAUCCAGGCUGCCGCUAAAAAGUAGUCCCUGCUGUAAACCCUUACUGAUUUAGUCUAGUUUGCUGUGGUUAGAUGAGCUGUUGCUGCUGUUGAAUUCAUGCCCAAAUAAAGAGUUAUCGGGGAAUUGUUUAAAAAAACCUCCCUUUUUAAGAGACUUGAUGACAAUACAAGAGAAGUUACUAUUCCUGAAGAGCGAGUCCAAGCGUAGUUAUUGUCUGUUUAUGUACUUCCUUGUGAGUGUUCCACUCUCUCCUGUGGCUUGGGUAAUAAGUAGCUUAUUGGCUCUGUGGUCCCAGCGGGGAAAAGCAGGAUGAUCCACAGUAAUCACACUCACACUUACGAGCACAGAGCAGCUGCUAUCAGCCAAACACACACACACACACACACACACACACACACACGCACACUUACGAGCACAGAGCAGCUGCUAUCAGCCAAACGCACACGGAUCAUGACUUCCUCCUUCUAUACCACUGUGGUGCAACGCUGACCUGAAUGUUUGUCUCUGCACUCUACAUUCCUCUAUUUUAGGUUACCCAGGCCCUUACAACAACUCGUCAUACCCCAUGACUCAGCCCAGCGGCCACUCUGUUGCACCUUAUCCAGUUCCACAAGGGGGGUACGGAGACCCUAGUCAAGCCCCUCCACCAGGCUUCAACAUGGGCUACAAUCAAGGCCAACCUCCUGUCAUGUAUCAGCCUGGCCCGAUCGGCCAUGGCCCGGCUCCAGUACCGGAGUACGGAGCCCCUCAGGGAGGGAUCUCCCCGGCUAUGGCAGCUGCUGCUCCUGUCGGGGUCCCACCGGGACUCGAAUACCUCACACAGAUUGACCAGAUCCUGAUCCAUCAAAAAGUGGAACUCCUAGAAGCAUUCAUCGGGUUCGAGACCAACAACCAGUACGAGAUAAAGAACAGUCUGGGUCAAAAGAUCUACAAGGCCAAAGAGAAGAACGACUGCUGCACCAGGAACUGCUGCGGCUCACUGCGCAGCUUCGACAUGAAGAUCAAGGACACCACGGACCGGGAGGUCAUCCGUCUCAUACGGCCUUUCCGCUGCGUCUCCUGCUGGUUUCCCUGCUGCCUGCAAGAGAUGGAGGUCCAGGCACCGCCGGGUACCACCAUAGGCUACGUCAAACAGGACUGGCACCCUUGCCUGCCCAGGUUUUCCAUCCAGGGAGCUAACAAGGAGACCCUAAUGAAACUGGAGGGGCCCUGCUUUGCCUGCAACUGCUGUGGCGAUGUCAACUUUGAGCUGAAGAGCAAAGAUGGUGACAAGCCCAUUGGUCGCAUCAGCAAGCAGUGGAGCGGCCUUUUGAAGGAAGUCUUCACAGACACGGACAACUUUGGCAUCCAGUUCCCGCUGGACAUGGACGUGAAGAUGAAAGCUGUUCUCAUGGGAGCCUGUUUCCUCAUCGAUUUCAUGUUCUUCGAGAAGGUCGGGGAGGCCAAUCAGCGCAGCAGUGUGUUUUCAUAACAGGAAAAAGGAGGGGAAGUGCCAGUUAUACACUCACUGUUCGUUUACUUUGUGUUUCCACUUUUUUUCUAAAUCCUUCCGUCAUCAGAUUCCAGCCAAAAUGUUGCCAAAGCGAGCAUCAUUUUAUCCACCGAGACCAAAAUGAGUUCAUGAACUCUUGAUUCCAGAUGCCUGCCAAGGAUUGCUUUUGAAAUCUAUCCAAACUUAGUGACUUAUACCAGCUGCCACGUUGCCAAUAAUCUUUACCCUCCGUCGUUGUAGUAUCUAUUUGUGCGUGAACGUAUCAAACUGAGAUUUCAUGUGCUCAUAUGCUACACUGGCUAUUACAUUUCAUAUAUGUGCCUUGUGUUUGUUAUUAUUAUUAUGAUUAUUAUUAUUAGUGCAAUACUGUUGUGGCUGUAUUCAUUGCGUUGUAUUUCUAGUCAUGCUAGUGCUAAUCAGGUUAGCAUGCAAACAAGCUAACAUGGUAAGCAUUAUACCUGCUGAACAUCUGCAGGUUAGCAUUCAGCUCAAAGCACUGCUGUGCCUAAAGUCAUAUUAUAAAUGAACAAAAGCUUUGUAUGACACCUGAACAUCGGCAAACAGGCGGCCAUUGUUUAGCAUAUAUAGGGAAAUGUUUGACAGUAUUCACCAAAGUACUCUUUCUCUACCUCAAAUCCCUCUUGGGCAACAUAACCAUAACAACACUCUCAUGGGCUGAAGUGCCGUCAUGCUCCCUCUGCGGUUUAGAGGUUGCUGUGGAGACGUGACUCCACUGACAAACCUCGCCCUCCAAUGUCUCCAGAUGUCACAGCCUUGAACAUGUGCCAGUGCACUGAUGGAGCAAGACUAUAGGUUAGAAACAGGAAUAAUCUGAAAGAGAUUGAGAAAGUGAGGUUAGUAACCGUUAACCUCACAGCGGCUGGAAAACCCUCGUCAGUGGCAGGUUCAAGGAAACACGUUUUCAUCCUGUAGUUUUAUAGAAUGAGAACUGAAUGUGAAAUUCUAAUGUUAAAGUCAUGUUGGCUUAUUUAAUCAGUUUUAAAAUGAAUUAACUGGCAGGUUAAUGUUUGCAAAUGUAACCUUUUGCUGUUGAAUGCAACACUUUGCUCUGCAUUUAAUAAUCCUUCUCGUGUUCAUUGUUCUGAGACAACAUGGGUGUGCCUCCACUAGUGCUCUCAUAUUCAGACCACUGCUCUUACACUGUGUGACCUAUAUACACGCAUGUUACCACCAGCCUCUGCAGUCUGACCUCUUAUAGGGAAGGAAAACGUAUCCAAAGGAUGUAUAGCACAUGUAGUGUAGUUUGUUCAUUGUGUCAGCGUAAUUGGUUUUAAUCAGUAAUUUCUGCAGCAGAUAACUUUUGUACCAUUUUUCUUGUGAAUCAAACUUUUUUUUUUUACGGAACAAAAUCCCCUGUACUUCAGAAAUAAAUUAAAAACCCAUUUAAUCCAUU
Cottoperca gobio is the source of this 3486-nucleotide messenger RNA. RefSeq names its product phospholipid scramblase 1-like. The record is from RefSeq and is a predicted model, not a curated record. Gene Ontology annotation, molecular function: phospholipid scramblase activity. The transcript has 7 exons. Gene Ontology annotation, biological process: plasma membrane phospholipid scrambling. Gene Ontology annotation, cellular component: plasma membrane. Bases 1146 to 2051 code for a protein of 301 amino acids. Lineage: Eukaryota; Metazoa; Chordata; Actinopteri; Perciformes; Bovichtidae.